Molecule: messenger RNA, 384 nt
Organism: Indicator indicator
Lineage: Eukaryota; Metazoa; Chordata; Aves; Piciformes; Indicatoridae
Gene: RPP14
Product: ribonuclease P/MRP subunit p14
Exons: 5
Coding region: 1-384 (127 amino acids)
Biological process (GO): tRNA 5'-leader removal
Cellular component (GO): ribonuclease P complex
Source: RefSeq, a predicted model, not a curated record
AUGGCGCGUGCGGAGCCGCCGGCCGCUAGCUUCGAGCGGCGCGUGCUGCGGAGCGCGGCAGAGUACCACUACCUGCGCGUCCGGCUGGAGCUGCCGGACGGGGUGACUCGGCCCACCGUCGCGCAGUUCAAGCAGCUGGUGGUGUCCGCCCUGAGGGAGCUUCAUGGAGAGGUUGGAGCAGCUUUGCCUGUUGAUGUCUUAACGUAUGAGGAAAAAACUCUGUCUGCCAUAUUAAGAGUUAUUAGCAGUGGCCUUGUCAAGCUGUGGAGUGCUCUAACAUUGCUGGGCUUCUACCAGAACAGGAGGUGUGCCUUUCGAGUGCUGCAGACAUCUCCAUUCCUUCUUGCAUUAGCUGGCAACAGUAGAGAACUAGUCUUGGACUGA